GGCACUGACUGGCAUCACUGCUGGGCACUGACUGGCGGCACUGACUGGCACAACCCCUGGGCACUGACUGGUGGCACUGCUGCACUGGUGGGGCUGCACUGGUGGGCACAGGUGGGUGGCACUUCUGGGCACAGGUGGGUGGCACUGCAGAGUGGCACAGGUGGGUGCACUGCUGGGCACAGGUGGGUGAUCUGCUGGGCACAGGUGGGCGGAGCUAGUGGGCGCACUGCUGGGUACAGGUGGGCGGAACUUGCGGGUGGCACUGCUGGGCACCGAUCAUCAGGGCACUGAUCAUCAGUGCCCUGAUGAUCGGUGCCGAUCCCCGCUCUGACAACUGCCGGUUCUCGGCAGUACUUUCCUCACGAUCUGACAGCGUGAGGAAAGUGCAGCCGAGAAUCGGCACUUGCAU
Staurois parvus is the source of this 409-nucleotide messenger RNA. The record is from the annotation of a GenBank genome assembly. NCBI's taxonomy places the organism in Eukaryota, Metazoa, Chordata, Amphibia, Anura, Ranidae.